GAGAGCCGGCAGCCGAGGGACGGGUGAAGGCCAUGCCGCCCCCGGGGAAAGUUCCCCGAAAGGAGAACCUGGGGCUCCAGUGUGAGUGGGGGUCCUGCUCCUUUGUGUGCUCGGCCAUGGAGGAGUUCUGCGAGCAUGUCACUCGGCACCUGCAGCAGCACGUGCGCGGCUCCGGGGAGGACGAGGAGGAGGAGGAGGACCUGCUCGAGGAAGAAUUCUCCUGCUUGUGGCAGGAGUGUGGCUUUUGUUCUAUGGACAGUUCGGCUGACCUCAUCCGCCAUGUCUACUUCCACUGCUACCACACCAAGCUGAAGCAGUGGGGGCUGCAGGCUCUGCAGAGCCAGGCCAACCUCAGUCCCUGCAUCCUGGACUUCCAGAGCCGCAACAUCAUCCCUGACAUCCCCGAUCACUUCCUGUGUCUGUGGGAGCACUGUGAGAGUUCCUUCGACAAUCCCGAGUGGUUCUAUCGGCACGUGGAAGCGCACAGCUUAUGCUGUGAAUACCAGGCAGUCGGCAAGGACAACCAUGUGGUGCUGUGUGGCUGGAAAGGCUGUACCUGCACCUUCAAGGACUGCCGGAAGCUUCGAGAGCACCUCCGCAGCCACACCCAGGAGAAGGUGGUGGCCUGCCCCACCUGUGGGGGCAUGUUUGCCAACAACACCAAGUUCUUAGAUCACAUCCGUCGCCAGACCUCGUUGGAUCAGCAGCGCUUCCAGUGCUCUCACUGUUCCAAGAGAUUUGCCACGGAGCGGCUCCUGCGGGACCAUAUGCGUAACCAUGUGAACCACUAUAAGUGUCCUCUGUGUGAUAUGACCUGCCCGCUGCCGUCUUCCCUCCGCAACCACAUGCGCUUUCGCCACAGCGAGGACCGGCCCUUCAAAUGUGACUGUUGUGACUACAGCUGCAAGAAUCUGAUUGACCUGCGGAAGCACCUGGAUACCCACAGCAAGGAGCCAGCCUACAGGUGUGAUUUUGAGAACUGCAGCUUCAGUGCGCGAUCCCUCUGCUCUAUCAAGUCCCAUUACCGAAAAGUGCAUGAAGGAGACUCAGAGCCAAGGUACAAGUGUCACGUGUGCGACAAAUGCUUCACGAGGGGCAACAACCUCACUGUGCAUCUUCGUGAGAAGCACCAGUUCAAGUGGCCCUCAGGGCACCCCCGUUUUCGGUACAAGGAGCACGAAGAUGGCUACAUGCGGCUGCAGCUGGUUCGCUACGAGAGUGUGGAGCUGACGCAGCAGCUGCUACGGCAGCCGCAGGACGGAUCGGGCCUGGGAGCAGCACUGAGUGAGAGCAGCCUGCAGGGCAUCCUUCUCGAAGCAGUGCCAGGGGAGCCAGGACCCCAGGAGGAGGCUGAAGAGGAAGAGGAGGGCGGGAGCAGUGAGGGGACAGGCCUCUCAGCCUCUCAGGACACUCCCAGCCCCAUCAUCCACGUGGUGAAUCAGACCAACGCCCAAGGCGAGCAAGAGAUUGUCUACUAUGUGUUGUCCGAAGCCCCGGGAGGGCCCCCCCCCAGCCCCUGAGCCCCCCUCAGGGGACAUCAUGGAAAAGCUUCAGGGAAUAGCCGAGGAGUCCGAAGUCCGGAUGGUGUGAAGGCUGCGGAGCCUGACCAUUUCCACCCCAGGCCCCGGGGUUUGAGCCAGGCUGGUGGCUGUGCCCCUCGUGGGCAGCCCCUGCCAAUGGAGGCCUUUAAGAGUGGUGCCAAGAGCAAUGCGGUGCACUCUGGACCCGGCUUGCAUCAUGCAGCAGGCUCUAAAGACUUCUCUUUUCUGCCAGACCACGUUUGGUGGGGAUCCUGAGGAGUUUGGAUUCCUUGAGGGGGAUGCCCUGGUUGUGUAUGUUCUUGUAGAGGGGCUACUAUCAGGCUUACCCAUAACCCCCUAGUCAUGCUGAAACGGUGACCAAAAUCCUCUGUCAGCUCGCACCCAUUCCCAUCUUUAGGGGUCCUUAGGUCCAGGGAUGCUGUGUAACUGGUCCCUGCGAGGGCAUUGUCCUCACAACCAGCCAAGGCAGCGUGAACCAGGCAGUUCUUUCCCUCCGAAGGGCUCCUACAACCCCAAGGACUUUCCUGGUUAUCCUCAGGGAUGGGAGUGGAGGCACUGAGUGUGGAACAGUUGUUUUGGUAAUAAACACUUGGGCUGUUA
Molecule: messenger RNA, 2141 nt
Organism: Neomonachus schauinslandi (Hawaiian monk seal)
Lineage: Eukaryota; Metazoa; Chordata; Mammalia; Carnivora; Phocidae
Gene: HINFP
Product: histone H4 transcription factor
Exons: 10
Coding region: 33-1520 (495 amino acids)
Biological process (GO): regulation of transcription by RNA polymerase II; anatomical structure development
Molecular function (GO): RNA polymerase II cis-regulatory region sequence-specific DNA binding; DNA-binding transcription factor activity, RNA polymerase II-specific
Source: RefSeq, a predicted model, not a curated record